AUGGCUUCCACAAGCAACUCUUCUACAGUUUAUAGCAAUGUUAAAGUUCCUUUGUUUGAAGGAGAAAAUUAUGAUUUUUUGGCUGUUAAAAUGGUGACUCUAUUCACCUAUUUGGAUGUCUUGGAGUUCGUCCAAAACAGGUAUGAAGAACCAGCACCAAUAGAGGCUGAAGAAUCAAGCCAACGACUUGAAGAAUUGAAGAAGAAAAAGAAGAUCACAAAUGUUGGAGUUCUCGGGAUGAUUCAAAGAGCAGUCUCUAUAUCCAUUUUCCCAAGGAUUAUGAGAGCAAAAACAUCAAAGGAAGCAUGGAAUAUUCUACAACAAGAGUUUGAAGGAGACUCAAAGGUGAGAACUGUGAAACUCCAAUCUCUUAAGAGAGACUAUGAAAAUGAAAGAAUGAAAGAGAAUGAGAGUUUGAAUGAAUACUUUAAUAGACUCUCUAAAUUGGUGAAUCAAAUGAAGCCACAUGGAGAUACAAUAGAUGAUCUCAUAAUUGUUGAUAAAAAUUUGAUUAGUUUGACAGAAAAAUUUGAUCCUAUGGUGAACGUUAUAGAAGAAACUAAUGACCUAUUAACUAUGUAUGUUCAAGGGUUGACGGAGUCUUUGAGGUCCUACGAACAAAGGUUGUUAUGA
Messenger RNA from Lathyrus oleraceus (garden pea), 633 nucleotides. RefSeq lists its product as uncharacterized. The transcript has a single exon. Lineage: Eukaryota; Viridiplantae; Streptophyta; Magnoliopsida; Fabales; Fabaceae. Bases 1 to 633 code for a protein of 210 amino acids. The record is from RefSeq and is a predicted model, not a curated record.